Messenger RNA from Effrenium voratum, 627 nucleotides. The record is from the annotation of a GenBank genome assembly. NCBI's taxonomy places the organism in Eukaryota, Dinophyceae, Suessiales, Symbiodiniaceae.
AUGAAAAAAUUGCUUGGAACUGCAACGGUAUUGGCUGCCAUCCUGGCAACAAGCAGCGUUUCAGCGGCUACUUUGUUUUAUGACAGCUUCAACAGGGCAAACAGCAACAAUCCCGGCAACGGCUGGACUCAGCUUGAAGACGACAACAACGACGUUGGAGUUUUCGGCAACGCCCUGAGACUAAGAGACUUUCUGCCUGGAAAUCCGGAUGCAGCGGCUGCCAGCAAGACCAUCGACGCGACAGGCUAUACCAAUAUUCAAGUCGAGUUUCGCUGGAAGGGAUUCAGCAGUGUUGAGACAGGUGACGACUUUUACCUUUCCUGGGCUGAAAGCCCCGCACCGGCGAUGAGCAACGAAGGCGCGUGGAACGAGGUAUUUAACGGGAACACAGGCGGCGGGACCUGGCUCACCAAUCUGAUCUCAAUCAGCCCUGGCGCCGACAAUUCUAUUUUCAACCUGAUGUUCUGGUCGGAUGUUGGUACCAGCAGCGAAGGCUACAAGGUCGACUGGGUCCGGGUCACCGGUGAUGCGAUUACGCCUGUACCGCUUCCCGCUGCAUUGCCGCUGCUCGCUGGUGGCAUCGGCCUGCUUGGCUUUGCCGGAUGGCGUCGACGCAAGACAGGCUAA